AUGUUCCCCGACACUGAAGUGUCCUUGAUGCAGCGUGCCAAGCUGCGAGCCUUGUGGUCGUCGCUGCAGCGACGAGGCAAUGCAGAGACUACCCCUGCAGAACCGUUGGGUUCCCCGGCCAAACAAGGCUCGGGCUGGUCUGAAGCCUUCGCCCCGAAGCUUGAUGCUUCACGUGUGGCCACGCUUAAAAAACGGUUCUUGGAAGCCUUCCCCUCCGAAAUCUUGACUGCCAUGAAUACCCCAUCACUUCGCCUCCUGAGCACUGCAGUGGACGCUGAGGUUAAGCGGAGCUGGUCCUGGAUUCCCUGGAAGAGCCGCAUGACACAACAGAUGUAUGAGGACUCCCUCAUGCAGAAGCUUGCAAAAAGGGCCAGAAUUGAGACCCUUCAGCUUUCAGACCUCUUGCUUGACGAACCGCCGCAAAUCGACAUCAACGAUUCCACAAUGGGGAUUUCGAUGAUCCGCAGGCUCUUGGAGGUGCAUGAUAACGCCUUCGCUCUUGCCGGUACCGCGCACCUCGCGCGCCUUAAAGCUUACACUUCUAAGUUCUUGAGCCUGGUGUCGCAGAAGUUCCCGCCUGAAACCAACCUUCGGCCUCCUUCUGUGCUUGAUGCUCAACAGGCGGACAAGCACCUUUGGUCGUGCAUCUUUCAGUUAGUGAUCGAGAAAGAGUGGCAGGUGAACGAUGCUAUCUUAUCUACGAGUUCACAGAGAUCCGCGGCGACAUGUCAUCAUGGCUGCAGCCUCGUGCCAAAGCGGCUUCCUCCAGCAAUCGUAGGCCGUACACGCCGGGUGGCCGCGAUAACCGCCCACCCGCCCCGCCGCCAGGUCGUGGCCCCGGCAAGGGCAAGGGGGAAAACCAAGAACCCCACCAAGCAGGGCACCCAGCCAAAGGGCGUUCAGUGGGUUCGUGAGUUCAAGGAGGGCAGCCAGGUGAAAAAAUUGUGCAUAGGGUGGCAGAUCGGGAAAUGCCAGCGUGGCAAGUCCUGUGAGUUCACGCAUGGCUGCCCCAAGCCUGAUGGCUCACCCUGCCUUAGCAAGGACCACGGUGCACCGACCAUGCGCUCGGCUCGCCACCACGGGGGGAUGACGAGCCAAUCCACAGCUGGGGCCCUUCGGGUCGCACACUUGUAUUUUCCAAUUUUUGUGGGCCGGAAAUGGAAGGCCUCUUCGAUUGCAUACUAUGCUCACUGCGGGAAGCCCCGUGGCCCCAACAGGUUCGCCGCGCUCACAUCAUGCAUUUCGGGCGCCUCUUCGGACUCACCUCGUGGCUUACGGAAAGCCUUGCUGCAGUUCUGCAUCUCCAUUCGUGCCGAUACGCGCUUGCUGGCCAGAGGCUCAUGCCCGUCGCCUGAGCCGCUCUUCAGCUCCACCGAAGUGUCCGCAGCUGGAGAUCUGGUCUUUCCUUCCUUGGGUUUGCAGACCCCAGACAACGCCUGGUAUGUGCAUCCAUACCAGCCCAUGUGCUUGCAUGCAUUUGAGGCCCUGGCCCAGCACUGCGAGGAUCAGGACACUCAUUUGUUUCCUCAUUUGCGGAUGGGAGUACCGACGGGAUACUUGAACGAUAUCCCCCCGUCAAAUUGCUUCUGGCUUCCCAAAGGCCAAUCCGGGGAGCUGACACCGCUUACGCUCAAUCUUGAAAACUGGAAGUCAGCUGAGGUGGCUCCGGAUGUCACAUCGCGCCUGCUCCAGGAGGAGUUAGACGCGGGCUACUGCUUUAAGUUUGAGGGUACACUCGAGGAAGCGAAAAGUAGAUGGCCCGUCGGCCUUGCACUUGGAAAACUUGGUGUGGUCAGGGCGGCGGGGAGGGCCGAACGGCUCGUCCUGGACAACAGUGUAGCUGGGACAAACUCUCAGUGUUCAGUGCCGGAGCGCCAAUGCUUCCCGAGCAUACAUACAUGA
This is a messenger RNA of Symbiodinium sp. CCMP2592, 1902 nucleotides long. The record is from the annotation of a GenBank genome assembly. NCBI's taxonomy places the organism in Eukaryota, Dinophyceae, Suessiales, Symbiodiniaceae.